Messenger RNA from Aureobasidium uvarum, 609 nucleotides. NCBI's taxonomy places the organism in Eukaryota, Fungi, Ascomycota, Dothideomycetes, Dothideales, Saccotheciaceae. The record is from the annotation of a GenBank genome assembly.
AUGCCUAUCAUACAUGAUCUUCCCAAUGAGCUGCUGCUGGAAAUUCUUUCAUACCUCGACUACUUCGACGUUAGAGACUGCUCGGGAACCAGUAGGACGCUGAGAGCCAUCGCCUAUCACCCUGCUCUGGACCACAAAAUGUUCCGCGCCAAACAUGUCAAACACGAAGACGAUACCAUCGACAUGGGUACCUUCGUCUGUCAUCCUUAUGUUCAACAGACGACGUUCUACAAAGUCAUGUUGCUGCCCGAGGAUCCCUUUCUCGUCAUGGCAGAGUACGUCGAUGAAUACGACCGAGAGAACGGAUUCCCGGUUCUUCAUGCCCGAGGGCACGAGCACAAUGCAACAUCACCCCCAGUCAGCCGCAUCAACUUUGACGGACUUGUCAUCGAGGACAAGGAUAAGGACGCUGUCACUGUUGGUCAAGUCUUGGAGGAACUUGUCCGUCGCAACGUCAGGCAGUACGAGGAUAGCGAAUGGAAUAGCUAUAGCCAAGGCACUAUCGCAUGUGGCUGGUACCCAGUUGGACAUGAACCUGGAGAGAAGAGCCAGAAGCAUCUGAAGAAGGAAUGCAAAGAUAUCGUGAUGUAUACUUACUGGUACAACUGA